Pseudopipra pipra is the source of this 1304-nucleotide messenger RNA. RefSeq names its product Sin3A associated protein 30 (gene SAP30). NCBI's taxonomy places the organism in Eukaryota, Metazoa, Chordata, Aves, Passeriformes, Pipridae. Bases 299 to 949 code for a protein of 216 amino acids. Gene Ontology annotation, biological process: regulation of DNA-templated transcription. Gene Ontology annotation, cellular component: histone deacetylase complex. The transcript has 4 exons. The record is from RefSeq and is a predicted model, not a curated record. Gene Ontology annotation, molecular function: transcription coregulator activity; protein binding.
UACAUAGGAAACAGCUGAAGAGUCUCCACAUGACACGGGGGGAAGGAGGAAGUGGGGCGGCCCGCGGGGCUCUGCAGCCGCUGCUCCGGUAGUCGCGGGGCUUAGGCAGCGGCCGCCGGCGAGGAGAGCCUUUCCCGCGACGUGUGGGCCGGCUGCCCUUGAAGGCGGCCAGUGCCUCAGUGCCACCGCUGAAGGAAGGCGGGCAGGGAGCAGGGGAGCGCCCCGCCGGGCCGCGCCGCCUCGCCGGGGAAGUUUGGUGCGGGGCGGGAUCCCGCCAGCCGCGGCGGUGGCGCCGGGCAUGAACGGCUUCGCCCCCGAGGAGGUGACCCAGCGCGGGGCAGACCCCGCCGCUGCCGCCGCGGUGGUGGGCAAUGCGGGCUCCGCCGUGGAGGUGCCGCCGCCUCCCGCGGCGCCGGGGCUGGGUCCGGCUGCCGCCGCGGGCUCGGCGAGUGCCGGGUGCGCGGGCGGCCCCGGUGCCGGGCAGCUGUGCUGCCUCCGGGAGGAGGGGGAGCGGUGCGGCCGCGCCGCCGGCAACGCCAGUUUCAGCAAGCGGAUCCAGAAGAGCAUUUCGCAGAAGAAGGUGAAAAUCGAGCUGGACAAGAGCGCAAGACAUCUGUAUAUUUGUGACUUCCACAAAAAUUUAAUUCAGAGUGUGAGAAAUAGAAGAAAGAGGAAAGGCAGCGAUGAUGAUGGCGACUCACCAGUGCAAGACAUCGACACUCCAGAGGUUGAUUUAUAUCAGUUACAAGUAAACACACUUCGAAGGUACAAAAGACACUUCAAGCUACAGACCAGACCGGGACUUAACAAAGCACAGCUUGUCGAAAUAAUUGGCGGCCAUUUUAGGACAAUUCCAGUGAAUGAAAAGGACACCUUAACAUACUUCAUCUACUCGGUGAAGAAUGACAAGAACAAACCAGAUCUAAAGAUGGAUAGUGGGGUUCAUUAGGCGGAAAAGGUUGGGACUCAGAGACUCAGGCUGCAAAUUAAAAGACUGAGGUUUUGUUGAUAUGCAGAAGCUUUCUUUGUAAUUUUUUUUCUCCUGAGAACAAUUGUCUCUGUUUUAUUUUUCAUAACCUUGCUGAUUUGUUUGAAAACCAUCUCUUAUGAAACAAAUUUCCUCAGCAAAAGUAUUUUAAAUAAACAUGACAGGUAUUGUUGCUCGAGUGGGUGUGUCUGUAACUUUAGUGAGUUGGACUUGAUGAUCCUGAUGGGUCCCUUCCAGCUCAGCAUAUGCUAUGAUACUUGUAUCUAAUAGUUAAGCUUUGAAUUAUGUAAUAAUAUUAAAAUAUUUUUCAAUUAAA